AUGAGUUGUGCCACUGAACUUAUGCGAAACACAGAGCUAGUUCGCCAUGAAGUUUCUAUGGAUUCUUUUGAUUUGGGGUCUGACGAAUGGUAUAGAAAGCGCUCGUCUUCACACCUCUGGCCACAGGAUCUUCUCCUCCCGGCUCCUUUGUGCACCGAAAUAUCGAACUACUGGCAAGAUUGAAUGUCAGUUCCAUUUGAGAAACAACGGUAAACAAGACUAUUUAGUCCUUAAAUGGCGUACACCGCUGGAUGGACUGAGAUCAGAUUGUCUGACAGUCACUACCAAUGGCAAGAAGCUACAAUACGAUGGUAUUUACCCGAAGCGCUCCGCUCCAGGCCCUGAUCAAUACUUGCUCGUCAAAGCUGGACAAACGGUGUCAUCUACGUUCGAUGUUUCAGAUGCGUACGACAUGACUAAAGCCGGUCUCUACUCUAUAGCAGUGGACACUUACUUAGAAUAUGUAGCGGGUAGGUUAUCUGACGUGCGGUUUACCCAAACUGAGAUAGAACACUUAUCUUCCCCUGCUGUAAGUUACGAAGUUUCCAAAGGAAGCUUCAUUGAGGGAACCUUCAGCGAAAGAGCGCGCCCUCUCAAAAGAACAAAUCAAUAUUCCAUGAGAGGUUCUUCUUCGGAAGACGAGUCUUGUCCCAAACUGGAGCAUUUUGUGGGAGUGGCGCCCGAAGCCUUAAAAUUAGAAACAAAAAAAGCCUUCGAGGCUGCGGUCCAAAACAUGAAAUCAGCCAUUAAAUGUCUUAAAGAUAAUCCCGCAAAGGGAAAACCUUGGUUUGGUACAGCCACUGAGGACGCAAAAAUUCUGUUGAAGAAAACUGUUGCAAUAGUAGAUGACAACUGGCAUAAAACGUUUCAUUUUGGAGGGGAUGAAUGUUCAAACGAAACCCUGGCAUACAGUUUUCAUGGAGCUUGCACUUUUUACCUCUGUAAACUGUUCAGCGACCAGAAAACGGAAACUGGUUAUUACAGUAAAAUGGGCAUUAUAGUUCAUGAACUGACACACGCCAUAAGCAACACCACUGAUGACGAGCACGGCCCAAUAAGGGUACAAAAACUCGCCAAAGCCAGUCCUAAACGCGCUGCCUUAAAUGGUGCUAAUUUUGCGCAUUUUGUGGAAAGUUUAACCAUCAGUAAGUCAUGCAAAAGUUUCUGAUCACUUGGCAAGGUUUGGAUAUUGUUCGAAAGAGGUUCGAUAAUAGUCCAGAAUUAUAUGUAAGGCUGGGGAUUAAAUGAUUGAGCUUAGGUAACGAAAAGGGUUAAGUAGGCCGGCUUCCAUUUAGAUCAGUAUUUAAAACGAUGUAAGCCUUUUAAAAGGCGUUGCUCUGGAGAUAAGGGAAUAAAAGUUGUUGGCGUUUAAACGA
This is a messenger RNA of Pocillopora damicornis (cauliflower coral), 1376 nucleotides long. RefSeq lists its product as uncharacterized. Lineage: Eukaryota; Metazoa; Cnidaria; Anthozoa; Scleractinia; Pocilloporidae. The record is from RefSeq and is a predicted model, not a curated record. Gene Ontology annotation, molecular function: metalloendopeptidase activity.